GUACGUCAUUGUAUUUACCGUUAGCAUGAUAAUUGGGAAUUGAAAAAGUGGGAUUUUUUGAUUUGGAAUUUCCUUUAUCUUAAAUCACUGUCAAUAUUUUUCGAGAUUAUCAAUAACGUUAAGAUACGAGUGGGAGACUGGAUUUACUUAUAAUCCCAGUCUCGACGAUCUGCAGUGUAAAAAGUCGUUGAAGUUCGUUCCGUGAAUAUGUUCUCUUUAAACUCUGUGAAUAUAAUGAAGACUCUUACGCUAGGAUUCGCCUUCUGUUUUGCACUGGUUAAUGGCGCUGCCGACUAUCAAGUAGUACCAAGUGCAUAUGCAGAGGGCGCCAGCGUCGUGAAAUAUCCGCAAGUACAACUGGGCGCAGCGGCCGACACGCUCAGAGAUGAAAUUAUAAGUGCAACAACCAGUUACGUUGCUCGACUAACAAAUAUAUAUUACUUCCAGGCAAAUUCUGCUGCGUUUUUCUUUGGUCACAGUGUUGAAAAAAUGACUGGGAAUCUAGACCGCAGCAUUAACUCCAUUCAUGAUGAAUCACCCGCAGACUCUCUCGAUCACAGCCUGGAUCUUGUCUCAAAUAGCUUUGAGGGCUACAUUGAUAUCAUCCCUCAAGAAUUUGGCGGUAACGCUGUGACUGGUUCAACGGACUUACCUAGUUUGGAGAACCUCAUGCAGGACAACCCCGUUAACGUCACCUCCAUGCAAACCUUAGAAAGUCUUUUGCAUGAUCUACCGGCAGUGGCUGAUCAUGAUUUUUCUAUAUUGCAAAAGUUCAUCACAAGUAUGUUCGCUCAUGGCUGGGAAAACGCCAGACCAGCUUUUAUCAAACUGCGCGAUGAAUUUCGUGAAGAUCUCCUGUUCGACAAUAUAUUAUCGCCGUUUAGGAGCUCCAUGAUGUACGUUCACAGAAAUGAGGAUAUUAUCAAAGCUCAUACCAGUGACGCAGCUUGGAGCAGAUGCAUGACUUUGUUCGAUAAGCUGACUAAAAUUGUGUUACUGCACGGAAAAUCCAACGAAUAACCAAAGAUCACCAAUCACGGUUAUUAGGGACAGACAUAAAUAAAUGUAUAUCGUAUAAAGCUAUAAAUAAAACUUUAUCGCUUUACCGUUGCAUUGUUAAAAACAAA
Messenger RNA from Cephus cinctus (wheat stem sawfly), 1127 nucleotides. RefSeq lists its product as uncharacterized. Lineage: Eukaryota; Metazoa; Arthropoda; Insecta; Hymenoptera; Cephidae. The coding region runs from base 208 to 1020 and encodes 270 amino acids. The transcript has 5 exons. The record is from RefSeq and is a predicted model, not a curated record.